Molecule: messenger RNA, 3328 nt
Organism: Gopherus flavomarginatus (Mexican gopher tortoise)
Lineage: Eukaryota; Metazoa; Chordata; Testudines; Testudinidae
Gene: ZNF740
Product: zinc finger protein 740
Exons: 7
Coding region: 486-1214 (242 amino acids)
Biological process (GO): regulation of transcription by RNA polymerase II
Cellular component (GO): nucleus
Molecular function (GO): RNA polymerase II cis-regulatory region sequence-specific DNA binding; DNA-binding transcription factor activity, RNA polymerase II-specific
Source: RefSeq, a predicted model, not a curated record
CGCUUCCGGUUCCGGGGUAGCGGCGGGGGCCGAGAGGCUUCGGGCCGCUGUUUGUAAACUUGUCUCCCGGGGGAGCGCGCGGAGGCGACGGCGGAGCCCGGAGCCCGCAGCGGCCGAGCCAGGCUCCAGAGACGUGUCUGCAGUGAUAUCAAGGCACGAAGAUCAACCCCCUUUAUCCAGCAUCCAUCCAGAAGCAGGGCUAGGGUUGGGAUGACUCAUCUGUAAAAGCGGUGCAGUCAGUUACCUUCCCGUCUAGCUUCUCCAGCUCUCGGCAGUGCUUGGGGAAGACACCCUUAGAACGUCACACACGAUUCCAGGCUCUCAGAAUCCAGAAAGAUGUCGGCAAAGUGGAGGGUACUGGACAAGACCAGCAAAAAAUGAUUAACUGAAAAAAAAAAAAUCUUUCUAAUCGUAAAAUUCUUUCCCGGGAGAGAAUUAAGGCUAAAGAAUUGUUACAAUCCGUUUGUUGAGGACAGACAGACAAGAUGGCUCAGGCGAGUCUCCUGGCCUGCGAGGGCCUCUCUGGGGUGUGCCUCGUGCCAACUGUUGCCAGCAAGAAGAUGAUGCCAAAACAGAGCUCCAAGCAGACAGAGAAUGGAGAGAGGGGGAACAGCCCAAACAUGCUGGGUCUCCGCCAGGAGAGCGAGAAAUCUCGCAGCCGUAAAGAGGAAGAGCUGACAGAAGCAUCGCAGCCAAAAAAGACCAUUAAAAAGAUGACGGUGAUUGAGCAGAACGGCUCCUUCCAGCUGAGAAUCCCCAAGAACUUUAUUUGCGAGCACUGCUACGGAGCCUUUCGGAGCAGCUACCAUCUGAAGAGACACAUCCUCAUCCAUACUGCCCCUUCUGCUCUUCCCCAGGUGAGAAGCCGUUCGAGUGUGAUCUGUGUGACAUGCGCUUCAUCCAGAAGUAUCACCUGGAGCGCCACAAGCGUGUGCACAGCGGCGAAAAGCCCUACCAGUGCGAGCGCUGCAUGCAGAGCUUCUCCAGGACAGAUCGGCUGCUUAGACACAAACGAAUGUGCCAGGGCUGCCAGACCAAAACCCCCGACUCGCAGCUGCUGCUUUAGGAGCCAGGGUGAUGCGUCGGAGAAGCUAGGAAGUGGACAGGAUUUUCAGUUUUCUGUGUCUGGUUUUGCCUGCUCCUGCUCCCCCAGUCAAGGUGGGGACAGAGCUGAGGACUCUCCUAGACUCUCAGAUGGGGUCCUGACACUGUAGAUAAGAUGAGAAUGAUCUGGAAUCUCUACCCAACCAGCAGAAGCCACGGGCAGCUGUGUAUAAACCUUCUUUUCCAUUGAUUUGUUUUUGAAGUAUCACCAUUUGCCUCUCAGGAAAGGCUUCGUGGGACAACAGGGCAAAGCUAGCGACACUCGCCUCAGACUCUUAACACUUGCCAUCACCUGACCGACCAGCUCACACCCAGGUAGAGCUCACAGGUAUGAAAUACAGCGGGGUGGAAAUCAACCAUGUUGUUCUUUUGACUUUUUUUUUUUAACCAGUCUCACCGGAAGAGACCAACAAAGCAGUGGAUUAUAAGAGGCAGCUGUGGAGGAUUUUGGUUCAGGUGUGAAAUGCAAGAACUCAUCUCAGCCGAGAGCUUGGUUGUGAGGUCUGCGGAGCUUUUAUUUUUAGGGCGUCUGAUUUUGUAACCGAGUUUCCUCCUGCUCUUUCCACCUCAAGAAAUGAGCGGGGACGUUGGAGGGGGAGGGAGGAGAGCGCACUGUUGGAGAGGGGAGGGUAGCGGUUGAAACUCUUGUGACAACCAGCAGCUGGUGCGAUCAGUGUCCUAUGAAAUGGUGUUGUGUGAGCUGCUGCUGUAUACAUGGCCUGGGUGAACCCGCAUGGCAUUGUCUGAACAUAACCCUUAGAAACACCCAAACCCCUCGUGACAGGCAGUGCUUCGGGGUAUACAGCCCAUGGCUGUGGGGGACGGCUUCUGCCAGAGGCUGCCCUCCUUCCUUGGCCCCAGUGUGUGUGUGUAUGUGAGGAUGCUUGGGGUGAUCACAUUACCGCAGGUCCCUGUUCCCCCUGGAAUUCAGAUCCUAGUCUGGUUCAUGGCAGCAGCCCAUAAUCUGGCUUUCUCAGAAAUGCUCUAGCCUCAAAUGCUGCCGGGAUUGGCUCACACUCGGGAAGGUUUUCAGUUGCUUUGUAGUUCGGGAUAAGAUCCACCCCUUUGUGUUUGACCCCGCAGGCUAGCCAGGAAUGAAUCUUUGCAGUGUCUGUUGUGGAUUUGGGGGCGGAAUUUAACCCACUCUUGGAUUUCACUUUCAUUAAAUUGGUGCCCUGUCCACUUGCGGGUGGACACCACUUAAAUAAACUGUGAUCUCUCUGGCAACUUUCCAGUGGCCCAGGAGCAACUGCCCAGUUCAGGGGGAGCUAGAAACAGCUAAAGGGACCUGCAGGGAAAGGCAGUUAAACUUCCUCCUGUGGAAGAAACAGAAACCAUGAGCAUGAUGGAGGGGGCCAGGCUCCCCAGCCGCUGUCAGGAACCCUGAUUGUUGCAGGCCAGGAAAAGCCUGUUACCAAAGCGUCAACUCUGCCUCCCCAAAUUCCCCUCUCGGCUCCCAACGCAUGUUCGUGCCCUGCCUCUGAAAACUCAGGCCCAGCUAGUGUCAGCUAAAGAUCAGUCCUUUCCCUGCUGGGAGCAAAUGUGUGGGGAAGGAAGACGCUGUUCAUGUCUGCGGGUUGGCUCCCACUCCCCCUGCAGUGACAGCAGUAUAUUGGCUACUUCCUGCUCAGUGCUCUGCUGGGAGCCCCACCCAGAUGUCCCUGGUUGCAUAGCCUGGGUCUAGCUAAGCUUGGUGUCUGUGCACAGCAGCUGGUAUUGCUGCAGCUCAGGAUCUCCUGUUUCUGCCCCAAGAUGUCACUUGGUGUCCUGGUAAUUGUUCUGGGGCGGGGGGAGCAGGGCACAUGGGACAGCAAGAAUCUGGACUCGGCUUUCUGAGCAUCAGUGACACUGGAGCAAAGUGCCCUUGGGAAAUGACCCAAAUGCUCUUUAAAAUGUCAGUGGCUCUGUCACUUAGUUCAAAUCAUGUGGCCCUCCAUGUAGCUAGCUACAUACCGAAAUAAAAUCCUUUCUGUAGCAGCCUCUCCUAGCAGCAGAGCGCACUCUGCACCGGUGCAGCCUGGCCUUGUCCGGCGAAGGUAGAUACUGCCCAAGUUUAUCUUAGGCCAGCGGGGACGCUGCUAAUGUUAGAAGUCGACCUUCUGUCUCUUUAUCUCACUGCGCCAUUCCUUUGGGUCUUCAGGUCUCUUCAGACUCCCUUCCCCCACGGGUGCUCCUCCUCAUCCUCUUCUCUUCUCCUCUUCCCCCCACCCACCCACCCACCCCC